CCAAGUGCUGCCCUGCGUGGAGCAGGGGGUCCCACAUCCUGCCUUUCAGGUCUGAAAGCCCCCGGGGAUCUGGAACCUUGCCUUAAGGGGUGCAAGUGCUGCCCUGGAGGGGUCCCAGACACUUUCCUGGCUUCACAUCUGAACCAUUCCCCGGGGGUCUGAAGUCUGAGAUAGGAUCUGGAGCCUGGCUGAGGAGUGGGGACUGCCUAGAGAUUCCGAAUUUAGCCUGGGGGGUCAUGAAGUCUAUGUUGGUAAUCCAGGUCAGGCACCGGGGGUUCAGGCCUCAGAGGUUCAGGCCCUGGGCUUUGAACCAGCCAUGGGGGUCCACAACUCUGCCUUGGAGAUUCUGACCUGGCUGCAGGGGUUCCAUAGCCAGGACUGUGACCCAGGGGCCCUAGACCCUGCUUUGGGGGGAUGAGCAGAGCCUCGGGAGGCCUGAACCCUGCCGUGGGAAUCUUGUCCCAUCCCUGGGGGUCUGGAACCCUGCCUUGGGGGCCCCACACCCUGCCUUGGGGAUCCGAGCCAGUCCCUAGGAGUCUCAUUUUUCCUGGCACGUCUGAGUCCAUCACUGCUACGGGGGUAUGGCUCCUGUACUCUGCCUCGGGCGUGGGAUGCUGACUUGGGGCAUCCCCGGUGCGGCUUGGGGUUCGACUCCGGCCUGGGCGAGGUUCAGAAGUCUGUGCUGGUACUGGCCUGCGUGUGACCCUGGGGGUCCCAGGUCCUGUUUGGGGACCGGCACGUGGCAGGUAAGUGGUGUGCAGCAUGAUUGCAGAGUCCGCUGGGUCCAGGCAGAGAGAGCAGGGCUGCUCCAAAGGAGCGCACCUCCGGUUCAGGCCCUUCUCCUUUAUAGUCCGCGCGCGGUGUUGAGAGGGUCACGUGGGUGCCCGCUGACACGAGGGGGUUCUUCUUUUCACAGAGGAGCAGUUUUAGUGGAAACGUUCCCUUUUAAGUGUGUGCAGGAUGCCGCGGCCUUUCUGCUGUUUAGAGAGAGGAUGUGAAAGCUCCGCACUGUGACACGUAGCACAGGGCAGACACCCGGGGACCAUGGGGGCUGUAGCCCGGGCGGCACCUCUGUUCCUAUCUGCGGGCAGUUAGGGCACCCUGGACACGGUGUCACCGGGCAGGCCUGUGGUCUGCGCGGCCCCAAGUCACGCGAGCAAGCUGAGCAGGACCGAGCUGAGACAUUGGUCCCUCGGCACACGGAAAACGGGCAAACUCAGCCCCGACGGGCCGUCCUUCCCGGUGCCGUCCCCGUCCCCGUCCCCGUGUGGAUGGAACAGAGACGGGAUUAAAACUUGCAGCGAGGCAGCGCGAGGUGUGUGUUCCGGGGCGGGUCCCCCAGCCCUCUGCCGUGUCGCCCGGCUCCAGGCCUGCAGGGAUGAGGGAGUCCGGGGAAAUGCCACCGGGUCGUGGGUCCCCCAGGAGCUGGCUCUGGAACCCGGAGGCCCGUGGGCAGGGCAGGCCGGCCGAGAGUGCUCAGGAGCCCGCUGUGGUCCUGCAACGCCACCUGGCGUGAGGUCCGGGCAGGUCCCCGCGCGCAAGCCCUGCCUCCUCGGGAGAGGGGAGCCUGUGGCUGGGGGAGAAGCGCCAGCGAGCGUGUGCGGGCCGGGCCGGGCGCUGGCUCCCCACCGCACGCGCCCUCUCGGGGGCCCCGGCCGCAUCCCGGCUGCAUCCUGCCCGCGCCCCGAGCCAGCCUGCCCGGCGGCCUCCAGCAGUGGCCGUGGGAGGGCCGCGCGAGGAUUAACGCUUCAUAAUGAGGUCUGGCCGAGAGAGGGUGAACGCGGUGGCAGUCUGCGGUGGCGGCGGCCGGGACGCUGUGUCGGUGCAGGAAGGACCCUCAGGGGGCCGGGAUGUCAGGGGGCGUGGACCCCGACGGCGAGGGCGGCCCUCGUGCAGGAGGCUCAGGAACCAGGCUGGCCAGUUCAUCUCCAUGGUGACCUUGUUUGAGACGCAGGGAGCGGCCCCCGGGGGCCCGAGUGCCAGCGGGCAGGGCAACCACCGGCGAGGGCGGCCGCCGCGGAAGCCGCGCAAGAGGAGAGUGGCCGUCACCACCGAGCUGACCCUCUUUGAGAUGGUCGCCCUGGGGAGGAGCUCCGUGCAGACGGCCGUCGAGGAGUGGGUACAGUCGUAUAAGGAGGACAGGGAGCUGGCCCUGCUGGACCUCAUCAGCUUCUUCGUCCAGUGCUGUGGCUGCGAAGGGGUGGUGACGGCCGAGCUGUACCAGAGCAACCAAGGCAAGAGCGUGGUGCACAAGAUGACCGAGAAGUUUGACCAGGAGACCGGGCUGUACUACAAGAAGUUUCUGGCUUACCCCUGGAUCCUGACCAUCAUGUGGCCAGAGAAGCUGCAGAAUGACUUUUACCCCAUCGUGGGGCCGGGGCCCUUCUGGAAACGGUUUAGGGUGAACUUCUGCGAGUUCACGGAGCUGCUGGUGCACCUGACACACUCGUCGGUGCUGUGUGACGGCCACCUCAUGGACACGGUCAUCUGCAUGCUCAGCGGCCUCACCAACUCGGCCGUGUACAGCCUGCGGCACACCAGCUCCCUGGCAGCCAUGAAGCUGCUGACGGCGCUGGCCAGCGUGAACCAGGGCAUCUGCACGGGCAGGCGCACGGCGCAGCGGCUAUACGAGAUCGAGAGCAUCACCAAGCUCAAGGGCAGGCACAAGUACUACAUGGAGCUGCUGGACCAGCGCCGGCACCAGUUCCAGAACAAGCCCAUGGCCAUCGACAACAUCAUCUGCGCGCUCUUUAAAAGGACGUUUGUGCCGCGCUACCGGGACGUGAGCUCGGACAUCCGGGUGAUCUGCAUGGGGGAGCUGGGCUGCUGGAUCCGCCUGUACCCAGACAUGUUCCUGGACAACAAUUACCUGAAGUAUAUCGGCUGGAUGCUGUACGACAAGGAUGCGAACGUGCGCAUGAAGUGCAUCCUGGCGCUGAAGGCGCUCUACGAGAAGCGAGAGUCGGCCAUGAAGUUGGGGCUUUUUUUCCACAAGUUCAAGAAGCGCAUCCUGUCCAUGACGCAGGACCAGCAGCCAGAGAUCACGUCCGAGUGCAUGCAGCUCCUGAGGCUCAUCUCCGAGCACUACGUGGGCGUGUUCUCGGCCAUGGAGUACGUGUUCCUGUUCCAGUUUGUGUACGCGGCCUACAGGCCCAUGGCCACGGCCGCGGGCGAGCUCAUCUGCAGGAGGCUCCUGGCCCCUCCGCCCCACGAAGGUUUCUUUGGCCAAGAGCCCCCUGACGAGUUUGACAGAAACCUCCAGAACAUGAAGACGCUCAUCGACUUCUACCUGCAGGGUGAGUUCCACAGACACGUCCCGUACCUGGUGGACGGCCUGUGGGAGGCAGCGCCCGCCCUGGUGCGCAACUGGGAGUGCAUGACGGCCCUGCUGCUGGAGCCACGCGGCGGGCGCCAAGCGCUGACGAGCCAGCAGGAAAGAGUGCUCAUCGAGAUCCUCGUGGCCGCCGUGAGACAGGCUGCCGAGGGCCGCCCUCCCGCUGGCCGCCGCCUGGGCAAGAAAGGUGCCAGGGAGGUGGACGGGACCCGCCGCUGGCGCGAGCAUGCCAACAUGAGCCGACACUUUGUCAAGGUGCUGCCCCGGCUGCUGUCCAAGUUUGCAGCGGACAAAGAGAAGGUGACCCCCCUCCUGCAGAUCCCUCAGUACUGCAACCUGGACGUGUACGACAUGGACGGCCUGGGCUCCUACCUGGACGCGGCGCUCCUCGAGCUGGACUGCCUGGUGCAGCGGCACUCGGACGUGGCGGUGCUGGAGGCCUGUGCCCGCGCCUACGGCACCUACUGUGACGAGGGCGGCUCUGCCCACGGCCAGGCUGCCCCCGCCUGCAGCCGGCUGGUUGACAUGCUGGUGGACGUGCUGACCCCGCUGCUGGACGUGUUCAUCCAACACGAGAAACAAGGCCUGUUCCUGGGACACGGGGAGAUGGGGCGCAUCUGCUCCACGCUGCGGAGGCUGGCUGCCUUCUACAGCACACACGACCUGAGCGGCUGGAACCUGUACGAAAAGAUGGACAGCCUGCUGACGUUCCGCAGACACCAGGGCAGCCUGCCCACGGAGGUCGUCCACUGCGCGCUGCAGUGCACCUACUACGCGCUCUUGUGGCAGAUCGUGGCGGCCACGGACCGGCUGCCGUCCCAGGAGGCGCUCCUGGACCUGAGGAAGCGGCUGCUCAAGUUCUGCCUGGCCUGCCGCGUGUACCUGAGCCACCAGAGCAAGGUGCUGAGCGAGAAGGCCUUCAUCCUGCUGUGUGACCUGCUGCUCAUCCUGAGCCACCAGGGCCCCGAGGAGGACACAGGCCUGGGGCUGCUGUUCUUCGUCCCUGAUCACGUCCUGCAGUGCAAGCUGCUCACUUUCGUCAGGGAGCACGUGUUCUUGGAGGACGCGGGAGCCGCAGGUGGCCGCCGAGUGUACAGGGAGGAGGACGCGGACGAGCUGCACGAGCUGUUCCACAGGAGGAACAUGCUGGCCGUGUUCUGCAAGCUCAUCGUGUGCAACGUGCUGGAGAUGAGCGCGGCCGCCGCCGUGUACCAGUUCUACCUGAAGCACUACCAUCACUUCGGCGACAUCAUCAAGGAGACCAUGACGAGGACGAGACAGAACGACAGGCUGCGCAACGCGCUGUCCCUGCUCCUGUGCCUGCAGCAGCUGUUCCAGAAGCACGUGGACACGUACGGCCUCGGCUCCGACCCCAUCGAGUUCAUCUGCGGCCCCUUCUACUCCAUCCGCCUGCUGGCCCGCCGCUUCGCGCUCACGCUCGGCUUCGACUCUGCCCGCGACGCCGCCCACCUGAUCCACAGGCGCGGGCUGGCGUUCGCCUUCUCCGAGUCCCCGGUACCCGAGGAGGAGGCCCGCCAGCGCUUCCCCAACCUCAGCUUCCUGCUCGUGCUGGCCGAGUUCUCGUGCAAGAUCCCGCCCGCGGAGCGCGCGGCCGCACUCGCCCACUUCCAGGACUCCAUCCCUGAGGGCGUGCCCGUGUUUGGGGAGGGGGACAUGAACCCCAUGCUCGCCUACCGCAAGUCCCUGAUGCGCACGGACUACGUGGCGCAGGGGGAGGAGGAGCCCGCCGCCAACCCGUUCGACGCCAUAUGCAAGGACAGCAAGCGGCCCCAAGAGCUGCCCGCGGGGACGUGCUCCACCUGGACGCCGGACACACUGGCCGGCUGCGCCGCGGGGGACCGGGAGCCGAGAAGCUGCUCCUCCAAGGAGCGGAAGCCCAAGAGGGACAUCUUUGAUGUGGACUUCCUGUCAUCCGAGGACUCUGAGAACUCCUCCAACGAGGACGUGGACGUGGAGGGCAUCUCUGUCCAGGAGGGGGCGUUGGACUGAAGAGGAUGCAGGCCCCGGUGGGACUCCUCACAUCGGGGGUCGCGAGUUCUCCGUCGGCCGCCGCCUCGUGUCAACCACAGCCACCUGGUCCUGGG
This is a messenger RNA of Nyctereutes procyonoides (raccoon dog), 5439 nucleotides long. Its product is annotated as cohesin subunit SA-2-like. The record is from RefSeq and is a predicted model, not a curated record. NCBI's taxonomy places the organism in Eukaryota, Metazoa, Chordata, Mammalia, Carnivora, Canidae. Gene Ontology annotation, molecular function: chromatin binding. Gene Ontology annotation, cellular component: chromatin; cohesin complex; nucleus. The transcript has 33 exons. Bases 1754 to 5344 code for a protein of 1196 amino acids. Gene Ontology annotation, biological process: sister chromatid cohesion.